GUGAGCACGAGUGAAGGCCAUUUUCGGGCGAUGUCUGUGCACACAAGACCCGAGUGAAGGAGCAGGAGAGCAGGGGAGACGGCAAGGGAGGGAGCUACGGCUCAGGACAGCGCCACAGCAAUUAUUAGUGGCAAUUGCACUUCCAGAUUUGAUUCCUUGUCUUUAAGAGCGGCCACGGGAGGGCAGAAGUGCAGAUUAGAAUAGAGCUAGCGAGCGAGAGAGAGAGAGAGAGAGAGAGAGGAGGGAGGGGAGAAGUCUUCGUUGAAGUCCGUUUUUUGAUGUUAUGGUUGAGGUUAGACAGAUGCCAGAAGUUGUGUAAGAACAUCGACUGGUUGUAUAUUUUUGUCACUUUUCUUAAGGUGUCUUUUUGUGUUCCGUGCCGGGUUUGGAUUGGCGUAGGAGACGAGACGAGAGGAGGAGGAGUGGGGAGGGGUUUGUAGUAGUGAGGCUGGCGGAUGGGCUGGCUGGCUGGCCGAUGGGAGGAAAUUAGUUGUCUUUGUGCUUUGUUGAGCGAUUUGGAGUAGAGAUAGAAAUCUGCCUUGUUGAAAUUGUAGUGUGCCGAUUGGUGUGGACAUUUUGAUUUACUUAUUGGGUAGGGGACCCGAGCGAAAGACGAGUGGGAGUAAGAGUACCGACGGGUCAAGGACUCUGAAGAAAUAUGGCAGGAGGAGGAGCAGCGUGGAGAGUGAUGCUGCGGCUGCUUCUACCCGCCUUGUUGCUGUUAGCAUAUGCUCAAGGCGUUAGGGGAGACGACGAUAUUGUUCAGCCGGAUGACGAGAAAGCGCCCAAAAUGCCUGGAUGUGAUAACGAUUUUGUGCUGGUGAAAAUUCGAAAUUGGAUAGAUGGCCGUGAGAGUGGAGAGUUUGUCGGAGUAAGUGCUCGUUUCGGAGCACCCAUCAAACAACACAAAAAGGACGCUCCUGGUGCACCUUUAGCUCUGGUUAAACCACCCACUCUUUGCCAGAACUACACCUCGGAGGGCGAGCUGAAUGGUUUUGCGGCUCUGGCCCAGCGAGGAAACUGUACAUUCACCACGAAGGCCCGAAUUGCCCAGGUCGCGGGGGCUGUGGCACUUCUAGUUGUCAAUGAUAUGGAAGAGCUGUACAAGAUGGUAUGCACGGAGAAUGAUACUUUCACGGACAUCACCAUACCAGCUGUGAUGCUACCAAAGUCAGCAGGAGAGACUCUGCAGAAUGCUUUGCAUUCUGGAAGCGAAGUGAGGGUGCUAUUUUACUCCCCGAAGAGGCCACUUGUAGACGUCGCGGAGGUGUUUUUGUGGCUGAUGGCGGUAGGCACGAUCCUUGGGGCUUCUUACUGGUCUGCCUGGAGUGCCAAAGAGGCUGCUAAUGAGCACUAUCGGCGGCUGAAAGAGAUGCCGGACGGUUAUCUGGUUGAUCAAGAGCAAGACGACAAGGAUGUUGUUGAUAUCAGUGUGGCAUCCGCCCUCCUCUUUCUAGUCAUGGCCUCGGGUUUCUUGCUCCUGUUAUACAAAUUCAUGUCCGACUGGUUCCUGUUACUGCUAGUCAUACUGUUCUGUAUCGGUGGCGUGGAGGGCCUUCAGACCUGCCUCACAGCCUUUCUCUCCCGGUGGUUCCCGCAUGCUGCAUCCUCUUAUGUCAAUCUGCCGUACUUUGGAACCGUUUCUGCACUUACCCUAGUCGUUUCUCCCUUCUGCAUCACCUUCGCCGUGUUAUGGGCUUGUUUCCGGCAUCUGUCAUUCGCUUGGAUUGCCCAAGAUAUUCUUGGCAUUUCGCUCAUACUCACCGUUCUUCAAAUUGUGCGGCUGCCAGAUAUCAAGGUCUCCACAGUCUUGUUGAGCUGUGCUUUCUUGUACGAUAUCUUCUGGGUUUUCAUCUCGCCGGUUUUCUUUCAUGAAAGUGUGAUGAUUGUGGUUGCGCGUGGUGACAAAAGCGGAGGUGAAGGGAUACCCAUGCUCUUAAAGGUCCCACGAUUGUUUGAUCCAUGGGGUGGUUACAGCAUCAUUGGGUUCGGUGAUAUUUUGUUGCCAGGUCUCCUUGUUGCGUUCUGCCUCAGAUAUGACUGGGCAGCUAAGAAGACCCUCUAUGGAGGUUACUUUCUUUGGUCAACCGUGGGCUAUGGCUUAGGGCUUUUCUUAACGUAUGUCGCUCUGAAUUUGAUGAACGGCAAUGGUCAACCAGCUCUUCUGUACAUUGUUCCAUGUACACUUGGCACUGUAAUCGCUUUGGGCUGGUGGAGGGAAGAGUUCCGCAUAUUGUGGAAUAAGGGAAUUUAUCACACAACUGCUACAGUUAUGGGUGGUCAGUGGGCAACUAAAUAUGAGCAGAUCGAGGGCUCACUAAGGUAGCAAUCAGCGGAGGUUAUACACCCAAGUAGUUCUAGUACUUGUUAGUUGUAGUUAUUUUAUAGAGAACCACAGAAAGCUCAAGUUUUGCAGGGGGUUUUUUGCAGUGAAAGCUGCUAAGGCUGUAUGUGAUAAGCUGCUAAGGCCGUAUUUCAAAAUCCAUUGAGCUUUUGACCCAAAGGCAGUCCAGGUCUAUUCAGUGUGUUUCGUCCUUGUAAAUUGGAAAGCCCAUGUGUUUAAUGGGUGUAGCAAGAAACCAGUGGCCAUCAUUAACGGGUGGUAGAAGUAGGGUGGACUUAAAACCUCAGUUCAGGCGCAGUAAGUAUACAGAGAGUCAAGACCUUUUAUCCGGUGGAUUUUGGGUUCCUUUUGAGAAGCUUAUCCACAGGUGAAGCACCUGAUACUUGCGCUUCUGUAGACAGCUCUGUGGUCAAUGUAUGUCGAAGAUGUACCCACAUCAUAACCUUACAUCAUGUAGCAGUAAGUCAAGGCACAUUUGUGUAGGUCCAGGGCUUCAGCAUCGCAAGGUUAUCCCUCAUUCUGGUUUUCUACCAGCUUGCAGUAAAGUCUUGAUUCUCAAAGUGCACCAUAUUAAGCAUAUAUCAGGAGCUGUCACAAGCCAAUAUUUGAAAUUGUACAAGAGGUUCAAUAGUCACUACUUCCGAAUCCAGUUACCCGGUCGUAGAAAAGCAUGUUGUUUGCAGCUGUGGCUGUCUAUGAACAUGGUGCAUUGAAGUCGUCGACAGCUUCUUGUUGUUU
Marchantia polymorpha subsp. ruderalis is the source of this 3082-nucleotide messenger RNA. NCBI's taxonomy places the organism in Eukaryota, Viridiplantae, Streptophyta, Marchantiopsida, Marchantiales, Marchantiaceae. The record is from the annotation of a GenBank genome assembly.